CUCCUCUCUGUUGUAAUGGUGGCUGGCUGCUGCGCAGUGCCCUGAAGUAGCCUUUGAAGGAAAUGGGCCCUAAAGGAGAAGCAAAGGUGGCAAAGAAGCCGAAGGAGGAUAGAAAGCCCCCGCUGAAGAAGGAUAAGAAACCUGCUUUUCCACCAAAGCCAGUCCUCAGUGGGGAAGAGAAGAGAGAGAAGAAGUCUGCUUUGCGUGCUAUUUCGUUUCCUUUUCCCAAGCUUGUCGAGAUUGGUCGCAUUGCCUUGAUCAAGCGUGGACCAGAUGAAGGAAAAAUCUGUUGUAUUGUUGAUGUCAUCGAUGCCAACAGAUAUUUGGUUGAUGGUGCACCAGUAGGGGUAACUAGGAGACCUGUUUCACAUUCAGACAUCUAUCUCACCAAGUUCGUGAUUCGUAUCCCACGAGGAACUGGCACAAAAAAUCUGCGCCGAAACUGGGAGGCCGCCAAGCUCACAGAAAUCUGGGAGCACUCCAAAUUGGCCAAGAAAUUGCUUGAUGCUAAGAAGAGAGAGGCAAUGAAUGACUUUGAUCGAUUCAAGUUGGCCAGGGCCAAGCAAAUCAGGAAUCGCAUUGUGAGGCAGAGGUUUGUCCCAAUGCUUCGAAAGGCACGUCGAGAAGGGACACUGAAGCCGAAGAAGAGGAAGCACCAAAAGAAAAGGAAAAUUAUUGGUGCCCCCAAGGCCUAACAUAUGAGAUUGUUGUCUCCCAGUUUUUGAAAAUGAAGCAUGAUCCCAAGCUGCAUGUGGUGGAAUUAUAA
Molecule: messenger RNA, 766 nt
Organism: Darwinula stevensoni
Lineage: Eukaryota; Metazoa; Arthropoda; Ostracoda; Podocopida; Darwinulidae
Source: the annotation of a GenBank genome assembly